This is a messenger RNA of Quercus robur (English oak), 1053 nucleotides long. RefSeq lists its product as uncharacterized. The record is from RefSeq and is a predicted model, not a curated record. Lineage: Eukaryota; Viridiplantae; Streptophyta; Magnoliopsida; Fagales; Fagaceae. The annotation marks the transcript as partial. The transcript has 6 exons. Gene Ontology annotation, cellular component: chloroplast thylakoid membrane; chloroplast envelope.
UCAAAGGAAUGGAGGAAGUAUUUGGUGUUCAGGGAGGAGUGGCAAAAGUAUAGGGAAACCUUCUACAAUCAGUGUCGUUCGUGGGUAGAUGCAGAAGGCGACCCUACUAUGAAGCAAAAAUUGAUUUCACGAGGAAGAAAAGUGAAGAAGGUCAAAGAUAUAAUGUAUCGUUUAUAUAAAGCAACAAAGAGCAAUCUUAGAAGCAUUGCGCCAAAAGAAAUAAAGCUACUUAAGCAUUUGCUGAACAUCACUGAUCCUGAAGAACGGUUCUUGGCAUUGGCAACUACUUUCUCUCCGGGUGAUGAACACGAAGCAAAGGACCCUAAUGCUCUUUACACUACUCCCAAAGAGCUGCACAAAUGGAUUAAGAUAAUGCUUGAUGCUUACAAUCUCAGUAAGGAAGACACUAACAUUAGAGAAGUCAAACACUUGACUCAGCCUGUGACUCAUUUUUUUAAAACAUCACUAUAUUAUACAUUAGAGGUUGCUCAGGCCAAAUUUGAUGAUAUCCUUGACUCUCCUUCAGUGGAUGCGGCAUGUGAGAAGAUUAAAAGCCUUGCCAAAGCAAAGGAACUAGAUUCCUCAUUGAUCUUGUUGAUAAACAGUGCUUGGGCUUCUUCAAAAGAAUCCACAACUCUGAAAGAUGAGGUCAAAGAUAUAAUGUAUCGUUUAUAUAAAGCAACAAAGAGCAAUCUUAGAAGCAUUGCGCCAAAAGAAAUAAAGCUACUUAAGCAUUUGCUGAACAUCACUGAUCCUGAAGAGCGAUUCUCAGCAUUGGCAACUGGUUUCUCUCCUGGUGAUGAACAUGAAGCCAAGGACCCUAAUGCACUUUACACUACUCCCAAAGAGCUGCACAAAUGGAUUAAGAUAAUGCUUGAUGCUUACAAUCUCAGUAAGGAAGACACUGACAUUAGAGAAGUCAAACACUUGACUCAGCCUGUGGUUAUACAGAGGUUGUUCAUCCUCAAGGAAACUAUAGAAGAAGAAUACUUGGAAAGUAGCAGGUUUCAAGACUCUAAAACAGAAGGGACCACUAAAUCAGAGGAGUUGUGA